Molecule: messenger RNA, 652 nt
Organism: Gryllus bimaculatus (two-spotted cricket)
Lineage: Eukaryota; Metazoa; Arthropoda; Insecta; Orthoptera; Gryllidae
Source: the annotation of a GenBank genome assembly
AUGGCAAUACCGCCAAUAAGCCAUCGUAUUCGGCCCGAUAGUGAGAAAUUUAUAAACUUGUAUUACGUAAAAGAAAAUGUGUGUAUGGGCGCCGACCGCUACAGCAUCCCCACGUGCCGGCCGAUGCAGACGUUGGGCAACGUGUGCCGGCCGAGCGGGCAGGUGCCCUACAACACCACCGUGGGCUACCCCGACCAGUCGCAGGUGGAGCUGAGCGUCUUCUGGCUCUUUUGCCCGUGCGCCGAGGGCCUCUACUGCCAGCGCGAGUCGCACUCGUGCCAGGCCGUCUACUGAGCCACCAGCCCACACAGUUUUGACUCUCCGUUUAAAACGUACGGAGAACUAACUGAAGGGUUGUGGAUUACAAUACGGUAACCCACAAUUAAAAAACUCACUUUUUAGGUAUCAGGGAUCCCCAGAGAAAUGUAUUUCCGUUGAAAUCUCGAAAUCGAUUUUCCGCAGCAUUACAUAACUUUUCCUACACUAAGUGUAUUAUUCUACUCUAUAUAUACGUACGUAUACGAGAAAGUAAAAAUGAAAUGAAUAGUUGGAUCAUGGGAUAUGUUUCUUGAGAGAAUGAAGCCAAAUGGUUCUUAAAACAAAGUUUUAAACAAGUUUUUUUUGCUUUGUUUAAUAUUGCCUCGUGUGGGUU